Molecule: messenger RNA, 1050 nt
Organism: Bathycoccus prasinos
Lineage: Eukaryota; Viridiplantae; Chlorophyta; Mamiellophyceae; Mamiellales; Bathycoccaceae
Exons: 2
Coding region: 1-1050 (349 amino acids)
Molecular function (GO): hydrolase activity
Source: RefSeq, a predicted model, not a curated record
AUGGCAUCAUCAACAGCAUCAAUUACCGCGGCGUCUGCGCAACUCUGUAACUCUUCCUCGUCGACGUUUCGACGAGGAGGAAGUCGAUCCUCCCUCGUCGUCGGUAAAAAGUACAACAACAACAAGACGAGGAAAAGUAAAAACGUUUACGCUUUACGCAACUUUGAUUAUCCAGAAGCGCUUUUGUUCGAUUGCGACGGCGUGCUGUGCGAAACAGAAAGAGACGGACACAGAGUUACGUUCAAUAAAACGUUCAAAGAAAAUGGGCUCGAGCACGAGUGGGGAGUUGAAUUAUACGGCGAGCUUUUGAAAAUUGGCGGAGGUAAAGAACGCAUGACGCAUUAUUUUGAUAACGUGGCGCCGAAAGACUCGGAACCGUGGAAAUCGACGACGGAUCCGGAAGAGAGAAAGAAACUCGUUGCGGCGUUUCACAAGAGAAAAACGGAAAUGUUUCUUGAAGUGGUGAAAGCUGGCGAGUUGCCGUUGCGACCGGGCGUGGCGAGGUUGAUCGGCGAAGCUUUGGAAGCUGGAUCCAAAGUCGCCGUGUGCUCCACCUCAAACGAAGUCGCCGUGCAAGGUAUCGUGGAUACCAUGUUACCGCAAUACGCAGACAGAAUGCCAGUUUUUGCCGGAGAUAUCGUUCCAAAGAAGAAGCCAGCGCCUGAUGUGUAUUUACUCGCCGCCAAAACACUCGGUGUCGAUCCUGCACGAUGCGUAGUCAUCGAAGACACGCACAUCGGACUUCAAGCAGCUAAAGCAGCGGGUAUGAGAUGCUGCGUAACAAAGUCAAUCUAUUCCGAGGGUGAAGAUUUCACCGGAGCGGACGCUGUGUUCGAUUGUUUAGGCGAAGCCGGCGAGGAGCGCGCGAAGUUUCACGACUUGACCACUCCCGGGGCAUUCUGGCUCAAUCCACCUUUGCCUCAACACUUAAACGGCGAUUGGUACGUCGGCGAAGAAGAAGAAGAUAAAGAUAAAGAGGAGAAAAAGGUAGAAGGUAGCGUCGUCUACGAUAGCACGAAAGCGAUUAUAGACGAUCUUGAAAAACUAUGA